CAGAGAGAGGAGAGAGAGGGAGAGAGUUGGGGGAGGAGGGCAGUGCUCUUGUUGGGAGAUAGGGAAUGCCCGUUAGUUGCGUCUGCCGAUAAUAGCACAUCAGCCAGUGUGCUGCUAUUAGGAGAGCAGAGCGCCGGCAGUGCGGAGGACUGAGCCGCUGAGCACAGAAUGGUUCACUAGAGAAGACAGGCAGAAAGAGACAGAGCGAGACAGGCACUCUCAGAAAGGCACCCAGAGAAAGAGAUAGACCGAGCGGAAGAGAGAGCGCAUCAGUGAGGAGAGGAGCGCUGACAGCGAGCGUGGCAGUGGAAAGAGGAGAGAGGGGAGAAAAGUUACCAGGUCAGCAAGAGAACCUGGAAGUGGGGCAGCUGAGACUCGCUGGGGUCUCACUCCCACCGGAGCUCAGCAAUAAGCAGGAGGAGAGAGAUAUUACAGGAGCGCUGUAACUUCUUCCCAGUCUUGGCGAGGGUAAUGCUCCUCGCAGGACCCUUCGGCACAGCUCCUAGAGGAUUAUCACAGCGAGGCAGCAUCAGUGAGCAGAGGACACUUAAACCUGCCAGAGGUGCCUGAGCAGCUCCAUUCAACUCACUUCCUCACAGGAGACUUCCUCAUCCAGCUGUGUGCUUUGAGCUGGAUGUAGUUGUGUUCCGCUGGGUGGCUUUUUUUUAUCCUUUAUUGCUUCAGAGUGUGGAGCAGUGGAGAUUCGGAGGGCAAGUUGUUCAGUCCUGUCAUCUCUGAGACUAUGGUAGACUGUGCGUCAGAGAGCCCUUCAUCAGCAGCUGCAGCCCUAGAGCAUGGAGAAGUCCAGCAGUGAGGAGUCAGCCAUUCACCGUAGCCCCUCUGUAGACAGCCGUGACUCCGAUUUUGCUCAAGCUUCCACGUCUGGCCGCCCGUUUGGCGGCCGCGGCUUCACUGCCGGUGCUUUCUACGGCUCCACGGGGCCACGCAAAAACGCACAGCAGGGGCAGGCUGGAGCUUCAGCUGACGCCAGCGCAGGAGACAAGACCAACAACAAGUACAGCUCACCCAAAGGCAGCAAAUACGUAGUCUUUUACCUGGAUCUAUCCUUUGUGUUCCUUUUAGAAUUCAAGAAGUGCAACAUGGCAAGAGGCUGCCUCUGCUGCUUGAAGUAUAUGAUGUUCGUCUUCAACCUCAUCUUCUGGUUAUGCGGCUGUGGGCUGCUCGGCGUGGGCAUCUGGCUCUCUGUGUCUCAGGGCAGCUUCGCCACCUUCUCACCCUCAUUCCCUUCACUGUCAGCUGCCAACAUGGUCAUCGCCAUCGGCGCCAUCGUCAUGGUAACAGGCUUUCUUGGUUGCCUGGGUGCCAUCAAGGAGAACAAGUGCCUGCUUCUGAGCUUCUUCAUUGUCCUGCUGAUAAUUCUCCUGGCAGAGCUGAUAUUGCUCAUCCUCUUCUUUGUGUACUCAGAUAAGGUGAGUGAGAAUGCUAAGCAGGAUCUGAAGGAUGGGCUGGCUCUCUACAACUCAGAGAACAACAUAGGCCUGCGAAACGCUUGGAACAUCAUCCAGGCGGAGUGGAAGUGUUGCGGUGUGAUAGCGUACACCGACUGGCAUGAGGCCCUGAAGGAGAAGGUAGUUCCUGACCGCUGCUGCCAGGAGCAUUACCAGAACUGUGGGCGAAACUCCACCAACAUGUUCUGGAACAGGGGCUGUUUCGAGAAAGUGGAGGAAUGGCUGGACGAUAACAAGCAUCUGCUGGGAACCAUAGGGAUGGUCAUCUUGGUAGUGCAGCUCCUGGGCAUGGCGUUCUCCAUGACACUGUUCCACCACAUCCACAGAACGGGGAAGAAGUACGACGCCUAGCCACGGGCAGAGGCACCCAGCGGAGAAGAGCCCCACUGCCUGAUGGGAUAAGACUCUGAUUUAAACAUCCCUGCUUCCCCCUCACUUUACAACCUCUUUAGAGCAUCCUUUGCCCCCGUCUUCUCCUCCCUUCCCAGACCUUCUGUACAGAUUCCAGCCGUGUUCCCGCUCUGUUCUGCUCUCUUCUCUCUCACCAAUCAUUUUGCCAAAGAGUAACACAACUGGAAGAGAAGGGACACCUACUUUUGGCAAGGAUAAGAGAAUCCCAUUGUCUGUAACUCCUCUCGAGUACUCCUCGUUUUUAUUUUUUUGUUUUAUUUUGUCUUCUUGUUUUUUCUCGCUCGGACUAACAAUUUGCUGGAAGGAAGGACGAACUCUUGAGACAAUGAAGACUUUUACUAAUGCCCAUAACCACCCCCCCCCCCAAGACAAAGAGAACCUAUGAAACUGAAAGCACCCUCCACCUCUUGUGGGAUUAUUUUUUCUCCGUCAUGUAGAUUAAAAUCAAACCCCAGCCCCUCCCUCUUGUAAAUGAGAAAAAAGAUUCAACAUGGCAUGCUAGUUUUCUACUUCACUGACUUACCUUUGUUGUCAAAAUGUCUGUUGUUGCCAUUUUUGUUAGAAAUUUCCAACUUUUUUUUUUUGGUUUUGUCUUCUGAAGUCCGUCUUCAUGGCUCCUGUGGAAUGUAAGUGUUGGACAGAUCAGUGCAAUGAGCUCUCAGACAUGCAGAAACUGUGAGUGUGUGUAGGUUGGAUUUGACGGGACGUUGCUACGAGGAGGUACAGACGUGUCAGGGUGUUUUUUUUUAAUGUAAUCCAUGAUUCAUAUUAUUUUGCCCUUCAGCUUUAGAGAUUUGGGUAAAGUGAGCGUGAUAGAGGAACAUCAUGUAAGGCAGCAUGAGUGGAUUUGUUUUCCACCAAAUUCGGCAGUAUCUCCUGAAUAAUGAAUUGCAAAUCACAAAUCUCCCCAUGAACACACACACACAUGCUUUGCCCCACAGCAGCAGUAUUCUCAUUCCCUGAGAGACGAUACAAAUGGAGUAAAAUGUCUGUUUAUUAGGGGUUCCACCAGCACUGUCAGCCGAGGAGAUCUGGAGGAUAAAGUUCUUCCUUCGAGAAUACACUGCGUGUGUGUGUGUGUUUUAUCACACAGUCCAAGCUGCAGAGGAGAAUAAAAAAUAAAGCAGUACGUGGCAGUGCUGAGAGGCAAGGGUAAGAGGGGUAAAAACUGAGCAGAUGUGUUGUCUCGCCGCUUCGGCCUUUCCCCUCUGCAUUCUGAAGAUCUCAUCCAUUCACUCUCCCCCUCUCAUUCCUGCUCUCUGUUCCUGUCAGCUCACCCCGGCCUCCAUCCUUCUUUCUUACACCCUAAUUUUCUUCUUUCGUGUCAGGAAGCAACGAGUUUGCCGUUCAGCACACUGUCUGUCUGUACUGACAUUCCCCGCUCAUUACGCUGCUGCACCUCCGCUUUUGCGACUUCUCCAUUUUUACGUAAGCUUCCUUUUCUUGCCGCCAAGAGAGGAGAGGGAGGUGGAAAUGUAGGCAGAUGAAAGAGACACAUAGGUAUGGCUACAUACCCUGUAGGACAUGUCGCUUUAUGCCUUCUUACCGCUGAUUCACUGCAUCUAGCCUACAUCCUGAAGAUAGAGAAAUGCUCCACAUCAGCUGUGGUGACUUAAAGAGAAUGUCCUCCAGUGUGUCUGCUCUUGGCUUCAAAAUGUCUGAUGAGGUGGCGGUGUAAAGGAUAGCUCAUUGUUAAAGGAUCGUUUUGAACAUCAUUAGGUUGUGAUUGGUCAGAUAUUGCACCGUUGCACUCUCCUGAGUAAAUACGAUUAGACAUCUGAGAAGACAGCUGCAUUACUCUGAGUCCAACACAGCAAAAAAAAACAAAAAACAAGCAGUCAAGUGAUGAGACGGGCUGUAAAGAAGCCAGCAGUUCAACCAGAUUAGCGACUUAAUUCAAAGCGUGUCUGUGCAUCCAAAGCGAGUACAACACGGGUCACUGUUGAAUUAGAGAAUCACGACGCUUCCAACAGACAGUUUGGUCAGAGGCCUUCACUUUAAACUGGAACAGGUUUGGUUGCAUAUUAAACACAAAGGAUCAAACCCACGGAGGAAGAAAAAUAACAUCUGUCUGUUUCAUUUCCUACGCUCAUUCCUCCCUCUUCUUCCAACUCUCAGUCUUCCUAUUAGUUGCUGCUCUGCCAUCUUCGUUUUGAUUUUCUGCUGCUGCUGCUCUGACUCUUCAUUGUCCUCAUUUGCCACACCGCCUGGCUUCCUUCCAUCUGGCUUGGGAUUUUGUUUGAUUAGAGAUCCAUCCAUUUUUAUUGUUCUUGCGCUACGUGUUAGCGAGGAUGAGGCUGGGCGAGCAGCGUUGCCAGAUCGGUGGCAGUUGCCUUCCUUUUAAUUUAGCAGCAAUUAUUUAAGAAAGUUAAUAUAAACAAACAUAAAGGAAAAGAAAUUUGGAUUCUUACAGUGCAGCACAAUGUAUAUAUAGUGUGGACUUAUUUUAAUCAGCCCAAAGCUCACAACAGCAGCUUUGCAUUGUGGUUUGCUAGAAGCAGAGAGUUUACAGCUUAUACUGCCAUCUCAUGCAUGGUUGCUGCAGCUGAUUUUAGCUUCCACAGGGACCUCCUGAUUAAACUUUCAUGAGGCCCGAAGUGGCUGCAUUCUAAAUGUUCAUCCAAAGCACUCACUGGUUGCUUUGAAUGAAUCCUUGACACUGUUCAUUCCUGCAGUACGGGCCGACAAAGAGAAGAGGUUCCCUCAUUAGACGUCUUCCCGGCCUGGCAGAGCGUUUGCCUCAGAGUACUUCCUCCAGUCAUUCUUGGCGUUUUUUUAAUUUGUGUUGUGAUAAUUUAAUCUGAGGAGCAGUUUUAGGAAGAAGAGAGGGAGGGGGCUGGAGUUCAUGCAUCGGGAAGCAACAAAUUUGGGCUGUGAUGUGCAGCGACCCCGUUGGCUGUGAUACACUGUCUGCUCCCGUAUGCUCUGACUCCUCUUGUUGUGUCCACGGGGGGAAACAUGACAGCUGCUGAUGUACAGCACAGGCACGAGUGGUCACAUCUCCUCUGCUCGGCUGCCUCUGCAAACUCUCUGCACAGCCCCUUAUUUAAUGCCUCACUCUGCAGACACCUGGCACUACAUAUACAGGCGCUGGCAGUCCUGACACUUUAGCAAUGCAGCCGUGCACUCUGGACAGCUCGAAGCACCUGUUGGGGUUAUUCUGCACCCAGGAGAGGUUUAUAGGUGGAGUUGCUGUAACAGUUCUGUGAAUCGGCCCACGUUGCACCCGUUCUGCAGACGGGAGGUUUAGAGGGAACCUGCGUUUUAAAAAUACUUUGCUGAGUUGCUUUGGGUUUAAAAAAUCUUCAAACACAGAGGUCACAGAAGGAAAGCAUGAGAGUGCAGAAUGGUGGAAAUAAAACAAAUCCAGUCUCCAAAUCUGACGUCACACUUCAGAGACGCAGCCCUGCAGACUGUGUAAGCCUUUGCCCUAGACUGAUGUGAAUGCGCCGACAUUCUGACAUUUCCUCCCCUUUCAGCUCCGCUGCCACCGCCGGUUUUUGUCAAUGUUCCUUUCGUGUUUUUAGAAUGCAGGGAUGAUUGCCAUUUUAACAAAAAAAAGCUCUAUAAUGAUGUUAUUUUUGUACAUUGGUUGUUGCCGUUUUAAUGUUUGUUUUUAUACGAUAUACUGCUGUUUCUCAUGUUGUAGGCUUUUUUUUUGUUGUUGUUUUUCCAUUUGUGACAGAGGCUCUUUGUGGCCCAUUGUGAGAACAUGACACCAUUAAGCAUUUGUUUCUUAGAGGAUUAGUCUUUGCAGUGUUCCUCUGCUAGGUGCAAAAAUGCCUUUCUGUCUUAACACUGCUACAGGCAGUUAAAUCAAUUAAGUCAGAAUUGAUAGAGGGAGAAAAUUUGGCAUAGAGCACUGGGUGAAGCCCACAAAAGACAUACUGCACGCUUGUCGUCGUGCUUCUCUGUAUUAAGGUCUAGUUUAAUUAAAUUAGGAUGUGCGGGUAUAAUCUGCAGUAUGUCUUUAAAACUGCCGGUGUAAGGCCCAUUAUGUAUUUCUAGAGCAUGAUCUAUUAGACGACACUGUACAACAGAGCUCAUGUCACUCCAAUAUAUCAGCCCUGUAUGUUAAAGCCAGAUGUAAAUAUGCUCAUUUUACAGCGGAUAUAACUAACUGUUAUACUUUACCACUAUAAUAUUUGCAUUGACAGCUCCAUUUUCUAACAAGCCAUGCUCUUUCUUCUGCUCAUUUAUAGACACAUCUUCUUCCGCUCUCAUGUUAGCCACAUUUUUUUCCCCACAUUUGCAAGAUUUUCUGCCGCUUUCAAGUCCAGGAGCAGUGUAAAUUUUAUGUAAAUUUGUGUUUUUGUCACUAUGUUUAUCUCCCAUUUUAUUUGACUGCAUUUUCAUCUUGAAGUGAAACACAUUUUUUCAUGAUUUCAAGUUCAGAAUAUCCUCUCAUCUACAGAAGAACUCCCAGGAAAACACAGACAUGCUAAAGGAAGAAUGCACAUGCAGUAAUUGGUUUUGACUGCUGUGAUGAAAUUCCAACAUAGAAACUGUUUUUUUUUUUAUGGUUUUAUUUAUUUUUUGCCACCUUCGACAUAUGAUUUCUGUAAUCUCCUCCUAAUCCUUCCCCCGUGCUGAAGCUGAAUAUCUGAGCAGUGGAAAUGUAUGCUCUAGAAAUGCUGUGUUUGAUGUUGUGUUCUGCUGGGUGGCACUGUCUGAUACCUGCCAGCCUUGUCCUGUGGAGUUUUCUGCUACACGUGAAAGCACUCUGAAUAUCUAUACUGGGUGGUGCACUACCUUCUCUUUAUUCUCGAGAAUCAACUAUUUUUUAAAUAAAGGAAAGAGUGUCACAAAAAAAUCCCACGAUACCGUACGCUCAUUGCCUUUCAUCUUUAAUGACUCCAUGCUCCUGAUGUAUUCCCUUUUUUAUGUCGCCGUCAAUUAUAUAGGCAGCAUUUUAGCGCUGUUUGAUUCUGAUGAUUUGUGGAGCCGGAAGACUUGGCAUGAAGAGCAAAGUGAAGUUGUGUCGCGGCAGAUCCCAUGGCGUGUUCAAUGAAAGACAUCCCUGCCUUAAACUGGCUUCUUUUAACACAAAAAAAGCAGCAAAACCUGAGGGACUGUUGUCCUAAAGACGCUGAGAUGAGCUGAUGGUAGUCAGCCAGUCGAGCAGACGGUUUUUUCAAAAGAACAAAAGGAAGAUGAUGAAAGUGGGAACCAUUGCCAAUUUGUCUCAUGCUUCAGCGGCAUGGAGUGAGCAGCACAGUAUUUUUGUAAGGAGCUUGAUCCCCCUCCCUUUUAACCUAAUUGUUAUGAGGCCCGUGUGUGAUAGUGAGUGGACUUUAUUGUGCCAUUCCACCCUGGCUUUUUGUUCUACAUCACUGUUCCUUCUAUGCAAAAAUAUGACCUAUUUUAGCCUUUGUACAGAUUAUUUUGUAUGAGUAACAUGUACUGAAAUAAAGUGAACAGAAUCA
Messenger RNA from Acanthochromis polyacanthus (spiny chromis), 7306 nucleotides. It is a transcript of the gene tspan9a, whose product is annotated as tetraspanin 9a. The record is from RefSeq and is a predicted model, not a curated record. NCBI's taxonomy places the organism in Eukaryota, Metazoa, Chordata, Actinopteri, Pomacentridae. The transcript has 7 exons. Bases 795 to 1820 code for a protein of 341 amino acids. Gene Ontology annotation, cellular component: membrane.